Messenger RNA from Micropterus dolomieu (smallmouth bass), 2770 nucleotides. Its product is annotated as glutamate decarboxylase 1-like. Gene Ontology annotation, cellular component: presynaptic active zone; cytoplasm. The record is from RefSeq and is a predicted model, not a curated record. The transcript has 17 exons. Gene Ontology annotation, biological process: GABA biosynthetic process. Lineage: Eukaryota; Metazoa; Chordata; Actinopteri; Centrarchiformes; Centrarchidae. The coding region runs from base 144 to 1895 and encodes 583 amino acids. Gene Ontology annotation, molecular function: pyridoxal phosphate binding; glutamate decarboxylase activity.
UGAUAUUCAGCCAUCGCCGCCACUGGACUGUUCCUUGUCGCGCCUUUGAGUGGCAAUUGUAACAUCUAGUUAUAGUUUGGACACGACAACCUGUGCGCCCGUGAGCCGUUGAAUUAUUCUGGAGAUCAGUUAACAGAGGACUGAUGGCCACGUCUGAACCGAGAACCACCGACGGCGACCAGGACCCCAACUCCGCCAAUUUAAGACCUCCAUCCACAACCUACGAAUAUGCGUGGAUGCACGGAUGCACACGGAAGCUGGGGAUGAAGAUUUGUGGGUUCCUGCAGAAGAACAACAGUCUCGACGAGAAGGGGAGGCUCGCGGGCCAGAAGAACCUGCUGUCGUGCGACAACAGUGACAGGGACGCGCGCUACCGCCUCACCGAGACCGACUUCUCCAACCUGUUCGCCAGAGACCUGCUGCCAGCCAAAAAUGGAGAGGAGCCUACCAUACAGUUUUUGUUGGAGAUGGUCGACAUCCUCACCAACUACGUCAAGAAGACUUUCGACCGCUCCACCAAGGUGCUGGACUUCCACCACCCUCACCAGCUCCUUGAGGGCAUGGAGGGCUUCAACCUGGAGCUGUCCGACCAGCCUGAAUCCCUGGAGCAGAUCCUGGUGGACUGCAGGGACACGCUGAAAUAUGGCGUCCGGACAGGUCACCCGCGAUUCUUCAACCAGUUGUCUUCUGGCCUGGACAUCAUCGGCUUGGCUGGAGAGUGGCUCACCUCCACUGCUAACACCAACAUGUUCACCUAUGAGAUUGCUCCAGUGUUUGUGUUGAUGGAGCAGCUGACUCUGAAGAAAAUGAGAGAGAUGAUUGGUUGGCCCAAUGGAGAGGGAGACGGAAUUUUUUCACCGGGGGGCGCUAUUUCCAACAUGUACAGCGUGAUGAUCGCACGUUACAAGUACUUCCCCGAGGUCAAGACCAAGGGCAUGUCUGCUGCUCCACGUCUUGUCCUCUUCACAUCUGAACACAGCCACUACUCCAUAAAGAAGGCUGGAGCUGCUCUUGGCUUUGGUACUGAGAAUGUGAUCCUGCUGAGCACAGAUGAGAGGGGGAGAGUCAUUCCUGCAGAUCUGGAGGCCAAGAUUAUUGAUGCUAAACAGAAGGGUUAUGUGCCAUUGUUUGUGAAUGCCACGGCUGGGUCGACUGUCUACGGUGCAUUUGAUCCCAUCAAUGAGAUUGCUGACAUCUGCGAGAAGUACAACUUGUGGCUCCAUGUUGAUGGAGCGUGGGGUGGUGGACUACUGAUGUCCAGGAAGCAUCGCCAUAAGCUUAAUGGAGUUGAGAGGGCCAACUCUGUCACAUGGAACCCUCACAAGAUGAUGGGUGUGCCUCUGCAGUGCUCUGCAAUCCUGGUCAGAGAGAAGGGAAUCCUGGCAGGCUGCAAUUCCAUGUGUGCUGGCUACCUGUUCCAACCAGACAAACAGUACGACGUCACCUACGACACAGGGGACAAAGCAAUCCAGUGUGGCCGACACGUCGACAUCUUUAAGUUCUGGCUCAUGUGGAAGGCCAAGGGUACCAUAGGGUUUGAGCAGCACAUUGACAAGUGCUUGGAACUGUCUCAGUACCUGUACAACAAGAUCAAGAACAGGGAGGGAUAUGAGAUGGUGUUUGAUGGAGUGCCCCAGCACACCAAUGUUUGCUUCUGGUAUAUUCCACCCAGCAUGAGAGGCAUGCCCGAUGGUGAUGAGCGGCGAGAAAAACUCCACAGGGUGGCGCCAAAGAUCAAGGCCAUGAUGAUGGAGUCAGGGACAACCAUGGUGGGCUACCAGCCUCAAGGGAAUAAAGUCAACUUCUUCCGUAUGGUCGUCUCCAACCCUGCGGUCACCCAGUCUGACAUCGACUUCCUCAUUGAUGAGAUUGAGAGGAUGGCUCAAGACCUGUAGACCUCUCAGCCAUCACUGCCUCGGUGUAUUUCCAAGACAAAUGCUACGAGGUGAAACAUUCACAGUGCUGCAGACUGAAUAGUGAUAGGACGUAUUUUAGGUUCUUUCUAUCCGGUCUAUCUUAGCCUGAAGCAUUUUGACUGUUUCUCUAACGGAAGAGAAACUCAUAAUGAGAGACUUUCUUACUUGCUCGUCCCACAUAGUUCCUCCUCUAGACAAAAUAUGUAAGUACUAAGUAUCUGAAGGCUCCAGGUACAACAAACAUCUGCUAAACUAAUGUAUGUGUGUACUGUGGAAUCUUGUAAUGUGUGUGCGUGUAAGCUAGUUUCUCAUCCAAUGUAGUUUGUCUUUUAAUGUCUGUGUGUGUGUGUGUGUGUGUGUGUGUGUGUGUGUGUGUGUGUGCGCGCGCGUGUGUCUGUGUGUGGUCAACCACAGAAAGGGAGAAAAGCACAGAUCAAAAUAUAACAAACUAUCAUAACAUUAUUUUGCUGUAUCAUACAUUUGCUACACAAAAUUGAAUCAUUGGUGCUUUCAGCUGUACAUUAUAUUUAAUCUCAGUGCACUGACCUAUUUGUCCUAAACCGAUGUCCAAGCCCUUGCAGCAGUGUGUGUGCAGGUGUGCAUGUGGCACAAUGAGUGUAUCCUGUCAUGUAUUUUAGGCUAGCACUAUGUUAAAAAUAAGCUUAUUAUUACCUUAUGUGCACACCGUAGGUACCAAGUGUGUUAAGCUGAGGGGUGUUAGAUAACCCUUAGCAACUGAUCUACAGUCUGCCAUAUUUUUGCUCGUAGAGGUUUAAGAUUAAGAUUUAAAAUGUCUACAGCUAUGUCAAGUCUGUGACAACUUUAAACAUGUAAAACGCUGGCUCGUUGUUUGU